AUGUCGAACAUUUCGGAAAGGACGGCUUCAGCAAAUGCCUCGAAACAGUCCUCCAUCAAGUCCGUCGAGCUUCCUACGAGAUCUCCGAAUCCAAACCAGCAGAAUGGCCAGCCUAUCAAUGGCACCCUCUCACCCGAGGCUCAGCCGAAGCAAGCCGAGAAGUCGUCGACCAAGAUCAAGGACAGGUUGACCAGAAUGUUCUCCAACAAGGACGAGAUUCCCAAGGCCGGAGCAGUCGCCGAUCUCGCCCAGCCAUCGAAGCGCGUCGUCCCAAGCCCGGCCCCUGCAUCUGGCAAUGGUACACCUGCGAAGUCAAGCACUACGGCAAAGCCAGUUCCACCAAGUCGCAAGCCCUCCACCAACGAGUCCGCUUCUGUAUCGUCCAAGUUCGCGCACCAUGCACAGCAGAGAUACGUCGCGAAUCCAGACCUGCCGGGUGGUCACGAACACCACCUCAAGGGCCUCAAGCGACAGGAAAAACUGUCCGACAUGUGGAAGAGCCUCCUUGGCCGAAAACAGGAUCAAGCACCCGAGGCUGAUCUGUCGCUGGUGUCCAGCUGGGUCGAUACGCUCCAGGAAGAGAAGGAGAUGUUAGCAAACGAUCGGAAGGGGACUGCCAACCAGAGCAUCACCCUUGUCGAGAAGUACGGCAAGUGUCAUGAAGUCGUUGGUCGUGGUGCCUUUGGCAUUGUGAGGAUUUCACACAAGAAGAUUGAGACGGGCGAGAAGCUCUUCGCCGUGAAGGAGUUUCGCCGCAGGCCGGAGGAGACCGAGAAGAAAUACAGCAAGCGUUUGACCGCAGAAUUCUGCAUUUCAUCUUCCCUGCGGCAUCCAAACGUCAUCCACACCCUGGACCUCCUCAAGGAUCAGAAAGGCGACUACUGCGAGGUGAUGGAGUAUUGCUCCGGUGGUGACCUGUAUACGCUUGUCCUGGCGGCCGGCAAGCUCGAAGUCCUCGAAGCGGAUUGCUACUUCAAGCAAAUGAUGCGAGGCGUCGAGUAUAUGCAUGAGAUGGGUGUCGCCCACCGUGACCUGAAGCCCGAGAACCUGCUGCUGACGUCCCACGGUGCCCUGAAAAUAACCGACUUUGGCAACGGCGAAUGCUUCCGGAUGGCCUGGGAGAAUGACGCGCACAUGGUAUCGGGCCUCUGUGGCUCCGCACCCUAUAUCUCCCCUGAGGAGUACAUUGACAGAGAAUUCGAUGCCCGUGCCGUCGAUGUCUGGGCUUGCGGUGUCAUUUACAUGGCGAUGCGGACGGGCAGACAUUUGUGGCGUGUUGCAAAGAAAGACGACGACGAAUUCUAUGAAAGGUACUUGGAGGGUCGUCGCGACGAAGAAGGCUACGGCCCAAUCGAGUCACUCCAUCGUGCCCGUUGUCGUAACGUCAUAUAUUCUAUCCUGGACCCGAAUCCUUCCCGACGUAUCACCGCCUCGCAAGUACUCAAGUCCGAAUGGGGUCGUGAGAUCAAACUCUGCAAGGCCGGCGAAGAGGGCCUAUAA
Anthostomella pinea is the source of this 1500-nucleotide messenger RNA. Lineage: Eukaryota; Fungi; Ascomycota; Sordariomycetes; Xylariales; Xylariaceae. The record is from the annotation of a GenBank genome assembly.